Molecule: messenger RNA, 1595 nt
Organism: Etheostoma cragini (Arkansas darter)
Lineage: Eukaryota; Metazoa; Chordata; Actinopteri; Perciformes; Percidae
Gene: rab19
Product: ras-related protein Rab-19
Exons: 6
Coding region: 131-829 (232 amino acids)
Cellular component (GO): trans-Golgi network
Molecular function (GO): GTP binding; GTPase activity
Source: RefSeq, a predicted model, not a curated record
AGAGAGAGAGAGAAAGACUGAUUCUGAUUCAGAGCCGUAUGCUCAUUCUGUGUCAACAUCUCGCUGUGAUAUCAAUGUAUGCAGCCUGAGACAUUGUCACCUGAGCCUGAUAGAGAACCAAUAUCCCAAGAUGCAGUGGUGCAGGUGGGCUGGCAGUUGGAGAUCACACCUACCGGUUCAGUCUGCAGGGCCAGAGAUUGAGGACUCUUUCGACUUUCUUUUCAAAAUCAUCUUGGUUGGGGACUCAGAUGUGGGGAAGACCUGCGUGGUCCAGAGCUUCAAGUCCGGCAUAUUCAUCGAGAAGCAGCAGAACACCAUCGGGGUCGACUUUACUGUACGCACCCUGGACAUUGAUGGCAAAAAGGUGAAGAUGCAGGUGUGGGAUACGGCAGGUCAGGAGCGUUUCCGGACCAUAACUCAGAGCUACUACCGCAGUGCCCACGGUGCCAUGGUGGCCUAUGACAUCACACGCCGCACCACAUUUGAAUCGGUUCCCCACUGGAUCAGGGAGGUGGAGCAGUUUGGAGCGGCCAGCGUGGUGCUGAUCCUCAUUGGUAACAAGUCAGACCUCCAAGCUCAGCGGCAGGUGUUGUUCGAGGAUGCGUGCACUCUGGCAGAAAACAACGGCGUGCUGGCUGCCCUGGAAACCUCCGCCAAGGAGGCCCAGAACGUGGAGGCGGCCUUCAUCCUCAUGGCCCGGGAGCUGCUGGCACGCAAUGGCAUGUCCACCAUCGACGAGCUUUCCCAAGAAUCGCCUCAAUUAAUGUUGAGUAACAGCACCCACCCGGUUUAUGGCACCGCGUCUGCAGAUAAAAAGUGUGGGUGCUGAGCAGGCUGAAGCAGGGAUGUGUUAUUUUAGACUUCAAAAAUAGUGUUCACAGUUUAGCAGAACUACAUAUAUGUGUUGUGUGUGUGUGUGUGUGUGUGUGUGUGUGUGUUGAAAGUUUUGUACAUAUUUUUGACUUUUAUUAUUUAUACAGUUUGUAGAAUCAGUAACACAGGUUUGAAAUGGUGGGUGCUUAUUAAACCUAUUUUGUAUUAUUCUUCUGAGCAUAACCUUCACUGAAUGGGACUCCAGCAUUACAAAGCACACCGAUAAUGUAAGACUCUGUACUAAGAUUGUACUGCAGUAUACAGAAUGUUCUCACUUGACAAGCAACUUUUUGUGUCUUUCAUCCUUUUUUAUUUCAUUCAGUAUGACCUUUUAGUUCUGCACAUUACUGGACUUCCACAGUUUUAACCUACAAUUUAAGUCACUUGAAAAUCCUACUGUGUUACACCUGUCAGUUCCAAAUAUUACAAACCAGCACCUUGUGACACGCUCAGUGGUGCUGCAACUGAGGCGACGUCUGUUCUCCCACAAAAGGCUUCUAUUACAGACAUUUAAAUUAACCAUCCACACAUUUUUUGUAUUUACCCAUUUGACAAAACAAUAGCACUUUUUAAUCUAUCUUUUCCCACAAAAUAAGAACUAAAUAAAAUGACAGUACUCUUAAUUGAGGCUAAAAUCAAAACUGAUGAGGUACUAAUGAAACCUGGCAACGUGUCAUCCUAAUCAUUAGUGGUUUUACAUUCACCCUAUUUAAAAAAAAAAC